Lachancea thermotolerans CBS 6340 is the source of this 1941-nucleotide messenger RNA. It is a transcript of the gene TFC1, whose product is annotated as transcription factor TFIIIC subunit TFC1. The transcript has a single exon. Lineage: Eukaryota; Fungi; Ascomycota; Saccharomycetes; Saccharomycetales; Saccharomycetaceae. Gene Ontology annotation, biological process: transcription initiation at RNA polymerase III promoter. The coding region runs from base 1 to 1941 and encodes 646 amino acids. The record is from RefSeq and is a predicted model, not a curated record. Gene Ontology annotation, cellular component: transcription factor TFIIIC complex.
AUGGACACUCCAAAAGAAAAAUCCGCUUCGCCGGACUACACCGGUGUUCCUGCGAAGGAAUACACACUGGACAUCCCAAGGAUACCAAGUAUUGAACUGCCUUUAAAGGUGUCUGCUUCGCAGCAAAGUGUACAGCGAGCCGUUAGCAUGUGCGGCGGUAUUGAUAAUGUUAAGAAGGCCCUAAACACUCAUAGAGAUACCUCAGAUGGUUUGGAACUCUACCUUAACGGCGAAAAAGAAGAAGAUGGGUCUAGUAAAUUCUUCAAUGAGCACCCAAUCACGGGUCGACUCGUACCAGAGAGGGACGAAAGCAUCGUUAUGAAGCUGUCCCUGCCUAAAGGCACACUGGAGGCAUGUGGUGGCGAUAUACAGAAAGCUAUCUCGUCAGUGCCACCUCAUAGAACCAAAAUUGUGCCUGUCGGCAUUAUCAACAACACAAUUAGGUUUCGCGAGAUGUCCGAUUUUCAGGUGCGACUAGAUAAUGUGCCAUCAGCUCGUGAAUUUAACGAGAGUUUCGGGACCUUGGAUUGGGCCCAUUUCAAGAACUAUGUGGAAAGCAUUCCCGACCAAGACUCUAGGCCUUUCGAAAACAUAAGCAGAAUGAUUGUUGAUCGUGCAUCUGAUAUUCCUGGCACCGAUUUUCAGCUUCCGCCUCCACCGAAGUUUUCGAUGGUUAACAUCCCUUUUGUUUACAAAUAUAAGGGCAACCCAUAUGCCACGAAAACCUCAACCGGAGAAUCCACUGUCAAAGGUACUUAUCUAAAGAACUACCAGCAGCUUGUCCACAGUUUCGGAAGGGGGACGAAAGUCCCUGUAGCUGCGGACCCUUCUUUGCAAAAGGAUUACGAGAAGGCUAAGGAGACAGGAGUAUAUCCCGGUAGUAACAAAGAUUCUAAGUUUUUUGAAAAGCUUGAAGAGUGCCUCCAAAUAUUGGGCAGGCUGUUCGAAAAGCGCCGCAUAUGGGUGAAGCGCCAUAUAGACGGACUUGUGCCACAGGAAUUGCAUGCAACGCUGAAAAUUGCAUUGUCGCUGGUCUCCUACCGGUUCACAAAAGGACCCUGGAGAAACACGUAUAUCAAAUUUGGAAUCGACCCCAGGGAUUCGCCUGAGUAUGCAAAGUUCCAAACCGAAUACUUCAAGAUUGAAAGCCGUCUCCAGAAGUCGCCGCUCGCAGCAAAGUACAUGCCAGAUCCGCCUCCCAAGUUUUAUCAAUCCGACGUGCCUGACGGAAUAGAUAGUAGGUUCCGCUUCAACGGAAAGCAGAUUCCGUGGUAUCUGAUGCUUCAAAUUGAUCUGCUCACUGACGAGCCUAAUAUUGCUGAAGUGUGCUCCAAAGCUGAGUACCUCGAUGAGCCUACAGAACUCACAGGCUGGUUUCAUGAACUUGACCUAACAAAGAUAAGGAGAGUUGUAAAAUACGAGCUAGGAUGUUUAGUCCAAGGCAACUCGGAGUUCAGCGAAUAUAAGCUCAAGUUUUUCAAGAACAUGCUCUACUCUAAAGAGUCAAUGAUGAGUAAAUCAAAUGAGGCACAAGCUCCAGACGCGGAUGGCGAUAUUGAAAUGGCAGAUGCAGAUGAGCACCCAGAUCAAGCUACUCGUAUGGCGCGUAAUGAUGAUAAAGGUGCAAAUAACAACGACGACGAUGGCGGUGACAAUGAAGAUGACGAUGACAACGGUGUUGAAGCCGGGGAAUUAGAUGACACGAUUUUAGAACAAGAAGAAGGUGGUGAGGACGAUGGUCUUGAGCCAGGUGACGAGUCAGACGGAGAACCAAUGGAGAAUCAAGGCUCAGAUGUGACAUCCAGCGGAUCGUCAGCCUUCGAUAUAAAAUCAGCUAGCUUCGAUCAAAUUAUCGGGCAAGUUUCGCAGAGAGAUCCUGAUCUGGCCGCAAGACUUCGCAAGGAUCUAGGUGGUUUCGUCUUUGAACCAGAGCUCUCCUAA